Messenger RNA from Anneissia japonica, 1568 nucleotides. RefSeq names its product hemicentin-1-like. The transcript has 6 exons. The coding region runs from base 52 to 1071 and encodes 339 amino acids. The record is from RefSeq and is a predicted model, not a curated record. Lineage: Eukaryota; Metazoa; Echinodermata; Crinoidea; Comatulida; Comatulidae.
AAAGACCAGCGUAGGCCUACUCCUCGAAAAUGAGAAAGGGAUUGUCUCUCGAUGUACUACCCAAUCAGAAGGACCACCGGAAAUAGGACGAUAGUGAACACAAUGAGAUUGUUAACCAUAUGCAGUCAUCUAUUCCAGUUCUUACUGUAUUUGGUUUUACUUCCGUUGCUGAGUGUACCUAAUGUAUAUAGCCAGUCAGUUGUAACAGUUGAUGUAGUGGCCAAAGAAGGUGAUGGUGAAGUGGUGAUACCGUGCGACUAUUCACAAGUUACUUAUGCACCUUUGGCUAUCAUAUGGAAGGAAGUAAAUUACACUGGAGAAGCUAGUAUUGUAAAUAAUAAAGACACUGUAAGUGGACGUUACAGCUUAAGAACAACUCCUGGGAAUGCUGACCUGGUUAUCACAAAGCCAGUUAGGAGUGAUACUCAGAAAAGGUUUCAAUGUCAGAUACUGACAACAAGCGGGGGCUCCAUAAAUUCAGAUCUUUCCAUCCUCUCCGUAUAUUACCUUGAUGCGCCUGUACUGUCUGCCUCAGUAAGCAGUGUCUAUGAAUGUAAACCAGUGACCUUGACCUGUAGUAAACCUGAUGGUGACCCGCACCCUAGUAUCACAUGGUAUAAAGAUGGACAAGCACUCAGCAUCACAGACAGCUCUAGAUUUACUACAAGUGAAGAUGCUCUUGAAAUACACAUUAAAGCUGCAACUGCAGCUGAUGGUGGCAGGUAUACAUGUAAAGCUGAAAGUGAUCAAUUCAGAGGAAAAGAUGGCAAAACCAGUAAUCAAAUUGACUUGAAAGUAAUAUAUAUUGCAAUUACAUUUGAAUUACAAGCUGGCACUGCAACAUGCACUGCAAAGGGUCAUCCCAACCCGUCUUCUUUAAUGAUACAAAAAGAUGGGGAAAAGAAUGAAAAGGGGGAACUUACGGCAUCUGUGAAAAUUAAUGAAGAUUUUUGUAAAACAAACUUCACGUGUUAUGCUGAGAACGGUGAGGUUAAUACAACAGAACCAUUGAAGACAUGUAACAUAGGUAAUUUUUGUUCGGCUACAAAAGGCUUUGAGAUUUGUGUUUAGUAUUUUGUAGAUAUACUUAAAGCAAUAUGAACUACGUCGUUAUUUCCUACACUACCAAUAGAUAUUUAGACUUCGGUGGCAGACGAACUUGACAAUGUUUCCUGCCGAUGUACUCUACAACAAAAUUCAUAUUAGAGAAUUUAUGCUGAUUAUGCUAUCAAUUGUAUUUCAAAUGAUAUCUUGUUUCAUGUUAGGCCUACCUGAAUUAACUAUAACAAUUUAAAAAAUAUUGAAUGAGUAAAAGUUUUAAAUUAUUUGUGUAUCAAAUUUAAACCUAUAGGUGUUAUUUAACAUUAUUUUGAAAUUUUUUUCUAGUUUUAUUCAUUUCAAGAGUUUUCGACUUUCCAGAUUAGUAGAUAUGCUAACCUAUUUAUUAAAACAUAGACAUUCAGGUUUAACAUACUAGUACUGUCGUUGCUAUUAUAAUUACAGGGGCGGAUCCAGUUUUGACAUUAAAUUGGUAAAAUUUCAAUAUAUAUCAGUGUUAUGUGUUACUC